GAAGCCUUAAUGAAAGGACAAAUUAGGAUUACAUCUUUUGAUAGCGGAAGUCUGAGAAGAGAAAUAGGAGAUUCUACUGAGUUGUCAAUUCAAAGAGAAAAUCAAACUGGUCAACGUUUAGAAAUCAAUAACAAUAGAAUUAAUCUUGAUAAUAUUCUUGCAAACCCAGGAGUUUCGUAUCAACAAACAGUAGACGGUGUACAAUUAAGAAUCGAGUAUAUUAGUGCUAGACUGGGGACUUUUCAAGAUGCAGCCGUGCUAGCACUAUGGUGCUAA
Messenger RNA from Dentiscutata erythropus, 276 nucleotides. The record is from the annotation of a GenBank genome assembly. Lineage: Eukaryota; Fungi; Glomeromycota; Glomeromycetes; Diversisporales; Gigasporaceae.